AUGUUUUCGAGGUCAGCAUUCUGUUUAAGGGGAGCUAGCAAGGCACUAAGAAACUUUUCGGUGGCUUCCCAGGUAUGUACAAGCAUCAUUUCUCGUUCUGAUGAAGAUUCCUAGUAUCGGCCGGUCACACUUGGUCUAUAUAUUUAGGCAGGUUGUGUAAUGACUUUCCUCUGUUAUAUGUCUUUGCAGCACCAACAGAAAGUUGCUGUUCUUGGUGCUGCUGGGGGAAUUGGUCAGCCUAUGUCAUUGUUAAUGAAGGAGUCACCAGCCAUCAGCCAUUUGGCCUUGUACGAUAUCGUCAACACCCCAGGUAGGCAGUUCAAACCCGCUUUUGCCGAAAAUCGCCAGUCUUUUCCACUGGAAUAAUGAGGAAUACAGAGACAGAACUGUUUCAAAACUUAAUUGAGACCUUGGGAAAAAGGAUCUGUUUGGAGCUGGGAGAAGGGGUCUGUUUGAAGGGAGUAGUAAAAUCUUCAAACAGGGCCCAAGUCUCCACUUUGAAAACAGAUCCAGGCAAAUUAUGAAGUAACUGUCCACUCCCAAUGGGGAAUGUGAUUUAGCGGGGCACUAUCCUUGAAUCAAUGGCCAAUAUGCAACAUGCACCAGCUGUGGUUAAAACAGUACUCCACCUGACUAAACAGCAACCUUGGGAUUAAUAAUCAUCAAGUUUUGCUUUAGACAAGGGGCAAAACAAAACAGUCUGCAACUCUUUUGAUUCCCAAAACUGUAAGAAAUCCCAGUACCUUAGGCAAAGGAAGUGGUCAUCAUCAUCCUUUUAACUUCAUGCAGCAGCAGGAAAGCAACAGGUUUGCAGCAGCAGAUAAAUCCUGUGAAUACAGCCAUCUCUCUGCGGUACUUUUUGUGGGGAGUCCCUGCAAUUCAGCCCCCAAAAUUCCAUACUGAUGGCAUAGAUUUGUCCGCAAUCUGGUCAGCAAGUGCUGAUUGGUCAACAUAGUAAUUUUAAAAGGUUGAGUUUGAUCGUCCGGGUGAAUGUAGUCCUGAAUAGGAAUGUUGUUGUUGACAGUGACUGACGUUUCGACAACCUGUGCGGUAGUCAUCUUCAGAGUCAAAGUGAGUUGUAUCACGUCAGUUGAUGGUAUUAUACUCUGGUUAUUGAUCUGAUUAGUCAAUUAUGUCGCGAUGUUAUUGGUCGUCUGUCAGUUAAGCCGUGAUGUUAUUGGCUAUGAAUACUCGUAAUCAGUCAUUGGUGCGUUUCGAUCCGUCUAUUGUCACAGUUAAACAGUCGUCUGUUGUUAGUCAAAUUGUCAGUUCUCCAGUUGUUCUCUCGUAGUUAGUUUUGUUUGAUCUCGUUAACAAGUCGUUUGUACGGCGCUGGUAACUGUUGGCUAUGAUUCAGUGGCGUUUGUUCUAAGUUAGUAAACCAGCUUUCUAAAGUAAGACGUUGAUAGUAGUCUGUAGAAUACGUCAUACAUGUCGCAGAGUCCCAGUCAAUUUGAUGUUUCGUCUUUAAAUGGUGCUCAGCAAUGUGAUUGUUGACGUCACCAUUCCUCGUCGCGCGUUUGUUUUCGGUCAGUCGCGUGCUUAGUAAUUUUAAUAGUAAUUUUAAUCUUUUAGCUAUUGUUUAUGAAUGCAGACAAAAGACAGAAGGUCACAACGAUCAAAUAUAAAAGCCAUGAUUCUACUUAAAACAGUCAUUCUUUUUUACGAGAAGCAUUUGAGUUUUGCUCCUGCUCAUUCACUGAAGAACUCAAAACUUUAUGAUGAUAUACUGGGAGAAAAAUAAACUAGAACAAAUUUUAACAUUAAUUUUGUAACCUCAUGACCACCAGAUGUAUUAUGUACACAUUGAAUCAUGUCAUCAGUAUAGAACUUUUUUGGGUACGAAUUGCAGAUAUCUCUCUCUCAGAAUGUCCAUCCCAUGAGGAGUAAGGAGAGACAGCUGUAUUCACAGGCAACAGCUGAUAGAGACUACAUUUUUUGAAGCAGCGGCAGGUGUUGGUCUCCUUUCCAAUGUUUUAACAACCAAUUCAUUGCAGAUACCAUAAGUCCUUCGUAGCUCAGUGGCUAGACCAGUGUGGGGAAGGUCAUAGGUUCAAUUCCUGUUGGAGAUUCAGAUUUUUUUCUUUGUCCCGUGGCUGUGACAUGUUGAUUACGUCAUUUCUCAAUUCAUUGCUGUUACUGCAAAAGUUAUUCAAACUAUGGGUAGUAUCCUGAUCAUUGAGGGAAAAUUUACUGGAAGAGUAAUAAAGCCCCUGGCUACUUACUCUCACUGAUAUGGUUCCAGAAUCAUCUGAAUUCCUUGCUUUUUAUUGACCAGGAAUUUAUUUUCUUUUUGUUUUCAUCUGUAAUUUUUUUCAAUGUUACCCAUAUAUUUUUAUGCCAGUUACGGUAGCUGCUCCUGGAUUUCUAAGAAUGGAUAGAUUAUUUCAUAGUGGCUUACAUCUGUACUGCAACCUCACUAUGAACUUGCGCCUAGUGAAGGAAGGAGGAAAGAGAAGCAGCAAUUUUAUUCCUUGGUGAUUUUGUUUGUACACAAAAAGCAGUGUAGGCUCAACCAUGAUGGAUAGUUGGUGAUUUUUGACAUUACCUUUACCUUAAUAAGCGAAACCCACUAUAAUGAUGACAAAGAAAUGCCAGCACAUGAAAUGUCAGAAUUUGAAUGCUUUUGAAGUGGUGUCUGCCUAGAAUUGAUCUUACCAAAAUUGUCAUCGUUAGCCAUGGUAUUAAGAGGGGUUCAGGGGAUAGAGGUGACAGGGCUUGAAAAAAGUCCCAUCCAGUAGUCCAGUACAGGGGCGGAUCCAGGAUUUUUCUUAGAGGGGGUUGCACCACGUAAGGAAUAGCAUAACUGACUGGUGAUGUAAACAAAUUUUAAUACAGAAUACCAGUUGUAAUAGAAAGCUGCAGGUCUUCUCAGGGGGGGGGGGAGGAGUUGCUCCCCCUGCAACUUCCCCUUAGAUCCGCCCUUGAGUAUGAAAAGGUUUUCUUGCCUAAUGGGCGAGGGUUCAGGCAAGUCAUCCUCUAACUAAAUCAUUAACUAAAACAAGUAAGUAGUUCCCUCAGGCAAGGAAAAUGAGAGAGCUGCACGUUCAAAGGAAGUGUUGGAUAUGAGUUUUUUUUUUCCAAGCCCUGGGAGAGUUCUACUUUCUAGUUGUGGGUGAGAGGAUUCAAAAUGCAAGCAAUUUCUGAAGCUUGAGAUGUUGGAUAGCAACAUAUAGUGACAUUUCCUCUCUUUACAUCAAUAUUUAAUUUACAUGUGGUUUUGUUUUAUUCAUUGUAGGUGUUGUAGCUGACAUUAGCCACAUCUGCACACCUGCUAAAGUAAGUAAUUAAGUGAGUACACUGAGUACUGUAGCAGAAUUAAUUCAGUCGGUAGAGCACUUGACUGUGGAAUGGGAGGUCGCUGGUUCGAUUCCCUAGACAGGACCAAGUUCGGUACAUUUUGGAGUUUAUUUAUUUUGUUUGAAUAUAUUAGGUAACAAGCCACCAAGGACCUGAUGAUUUGAAAGGGGCUCUAGAAGGCUGUGCUGCUGUUGUUAUACCUGCUGGUGUUCCAAGAAAGCCAGGUACAGUGAAACCUCAAUUAUCUGGUUCUGUCAGGAUUGGGAUAGAUAGUCCUGAUAAUAUUGAAAAAAAUAUUAGCAAGGUUAAAAUGGCUAAAAUGUUAUGAUCGGUUAGCUGAAUUGUUGCAGCAAGUGGUCGUUAUACUAUAAUUGUAAGGUAUGAAAACUGCUUGAAGUUAGUAUAAAUAACCUGGCUGUUCUUACUUUGAAACCCAGUUUUCAUGAAGGAAGCAGCAAAGGCUGUCACUAAGUUUCGAUGUAAGGCAAAAAAUGGGAAACAUUGUAAGGGAUUUGACAUUAAUUUUCGUGUUAAUAUGUCUUGUUUCUACUGAAGGUAGGUAAUGUUUCUAAUAGACAGUCCCCACCCUUAAAUAUCUUAACUUGAAAAAAUUGCAGCAUAUAGGUGAAAUAUUGUAGCUGAGUAAAAUAAUAAUAUGAAUUUCUGGUUUUUUGCUGCUUUUAAUGAUUGACUUUUGUUUGUGGCUGUUGCUUCAUCAGGAAUGACCCGGGAUGAUCUGUUUAAUACAAAUGCCUCUAUUGUACAGACCCUCACUGAAGCUUGUGCACAGUAAGAAUUUCUUAAUUUAUUAUUUCCUUCAGUCUGGAUUUUUUUUUUCAUCGUAAGAUUUUAGUCUUAGUGAGCAGGUUGCCAGAUUUAUAUCGAUGCUCUUUUUUCUUUUAGGUUUUGCCCAAAAGCCAUAAUUUGUAUCAUUUCUAAUCCUGUAAGUAUUAUGUUGUAGGUCAAAAUUAAUAUUGAAUUCAAGUUAAAUUUGUUGUUUGAACGUAGGUCGAUUAUCAAUUUUCUUUUGUCUCCCAGCCCUACAUUAAUUUAUAGUAUUGUUCAUGAAUUAGGGUUUCGAGGUUUUUGUAAGUAACUGUUCUGAGGUGGUAUAAACAUGUGUAAACCAUCUGAAUUAAUGUGUGCCUUUUUGAACAUUUUUGCAGGUUAAUUCUACUGUUCCAAUUGCCUGUGAAGUAUAUAAGAAAGCAGGAGUUUUUGAUCCAGCCAGGUACCUUCAGCACCUCUUUUGUUGCAUAUCAGUGCUGUAGUGAUGGCCAGUUUCCAAUAUUGUUUGUCCAAGUUCUUAACUACACUGUAUUUGACUACUUGCAGUUACUCCUUCUUCUGGCCCCAGUUGUUCAAAAUAAUAGUGAAUAUUCUAUCCAGUGCGUAAUACCAUAUUGGUUUCCGUAAUUUACCUAUCCACUGUGUAGUGAUUUAUCUGGUGGACAGUGGUAUCCAUUGUAUGAACAACCAAGGCUUGCCAUGGAGAUGGAGUGGGAGGGAAUUGAUUUAAUUGUUGUUAAUUCUGUGGAUACUUUUCAUCAUGUAGUGGUACGUGUAUUUUGUGCGUACAUAACUGCAAGAAUGAUCCUGAUAUAAAAAAGAUGGAAAAAGCCACAUUACAUAGAUCGAGGAGGCACUGGGGAUUGCAGUUUGCCAUAUAAAUUUUACAAUGCAUUCAUUAAGUUUUUAUUCUUUUAUUUCUUCCUAGAAUUCUUGGUGUCACCACUUUGGAUGUUGUCAGGGCACACACAUUUGUUGCAGAAACUAAGGUUAAUAUUGAACAAUGGAUUACUUUGGAGUCAAUAAAACCAAUAUCCUAAUAUCAUUAUCAUUUAAAAGUAUUGGUCUUGAACAUUCCCCCCCCCCCACCCCCCACCUUUCAGUGUAAGGCCAAGUGAAAAACGUCUUAUGUCAAAAAGGAGUAAUACAUAAAUAAGAAUAAAGAAACAGGCAAGGAAAAGAAUUUAACAGUAAUACUUGUUUAGCUUUCUGGUAAUGCUCUAUGCUAUCGUCGGCAUGAAUGAACGAAUGAAUGAAUGAUGGUAAUGUCAUAUAUAUUGUUCUUGUAGCAGACAGCGUUAAUGCAUAACCUUUGGACCAGAAAGUACCGGGUGUGAUACCUGCCAUAGCCCUUUUUGACGAGAAUAAAAUAGAAUUCCUUUUUUCUUCUUUUUUUUUUCUUAAGCCAAACAAUUAGAAAGAUAUAAAAUACAGCCAAUAGAAAACAAAUGUAGUGAAAAAACAAGGUACACUGAGUAAAACAAACUAUUAAAUAAUUUUAAUUUUCCCUUUGGAAAAUAUGUCCCCAUAGUACACGGCGUUAGUGUUCAGGGUAGCGGUACUGGGUUCAAAACCCGGCAUCGUCCAAAUUUUUUUAAAUAGAUUUCUUUUUCCCUCUUUUUUAUGGUUACUGGAGUGCAGACUAUUCAUCGCCAGUCAGCUUGUGUCCUCCCUCUCAGAGGACCAUUUUUUCGCAAAAGAGGCUCUAAGAGCAGCUUGGAAAUGGCCUCCUCUGAGGGGUUGAGUACUGACAAAGCACGCACUGUAAUUAUCUCCAAAGCUGCAAUCUUUCAAGAGAGGGGUACAGAUUUUUUUGUGGAAUAACAGAUUGUUUGAGAAUGUUAAUGUUAUUCUCUCCAACCAGUGACACAGGUCACUGGUGAUGUCAUUGCCUGUAUUUCUAUGUUCUAGGGGCUUAACGUGGAAGAUGUUAAAGUACCCGUUAUCGGUGGUCAUUCUGGUAUCACAAUUCUGCCUCUUUUAUCCCAGGUAAUAUAUUUAGCUUGUGCUCCAGUCAUACAUGUAUUAAGUCUUAGUAACUUGGCUCAGUAAUUUUUAAGAAACUGGAAAAAAGAAACCCAAACUGUAAUUUUCAGCAUUGUAAUGGACAUCAAAGAAUAGGUCUUAUUAAUAAUGGUUGUCUUUUUUCUCUUUAGUUCAUAAAUUAAUCUUCUAUUAACGCUCAGAAGGCUUUAAUAUACAGCAGUAGAGGAGCCUUUAAACAGUGACAUUCUGCCGGAAAUGGCUUGUACUGAAAUCCCUACUGUAGAAUAUUAUUUUUGUGUAGAAAAUACAGUUAUUGUAAUUCAUAGCGUUAGCUUUUACUAGUAAAACUGACAUCACAUUAAUUUUGGUAUAGGUUACACCCAUUACACCAACCUACACUGUACUAAGCAUACAGUACUUUGUUUUCAGUCAGGGAUUUUCAGAGGCGAACCUUACAACAUCUUAGUAUUUCCAGCUUCUCUCACAACACGUUUUCAAAGAUAAACUUUUCCUCUAUUGUUUGCCACAGAUUUACAGAAUCUAGAUGUUACACCAAUUUUUGCUACAAUUAAAAAACAAUGGACUCAGAAGACUCAGGAGUAUUAUUUUUAUUGAUGGAUAAAAUAAAUUGCAUUUGAAUCUGUUAUGAUUUUGUUUUCAAGACAUCUCCUAGUGUGUCAUUUACUGAUGAGGAAGUUGACAAGCUCACUGACAGAAUCCAGAAUGCUGGGACGGAAGUAGUGAAUGCCAAAGCAGGAUCUGUAAGAUGAUUGUUUUUCUUCAAUCUGUUUCCUUUUUUUGUUUCGUGUAGCACAAUAAAGGUUUAUGAAUAAAUAAUAUUGUUACAUUUCAUGUAAAGAACAAUAUUAUUUAUCCAUAAAUAAUAACAAUCUUUGAAUGCUGAUUAAUUAUGUAAACAUUGAUUUAUUGGCUGUUAAUGCAGACAUCUCUUCUGUGAAACAUCCCUAGCAGCGACGAGCAAGGAGAGGUGGCUGCAUUAAUAGGCUAUUUAAGUAAUGCAAUGAUGUUGAUUUACAUUAAUGCAUAUCAUUCAGAAUGACAAUGUCAUAAUGUAGCACUAAUUCAUGACUGUCAACUGUUACUUUAGGGAUCUGCAACACUCUCAAUGGCAUAUGCUGGGACAAAGUUUGUUAACUCUGUAAGUAAAGUUUGUAAAUUACAAGUUAUGAGCUAUUUUAACAUUAGUUAGCAUGUCUAGGUUUCCCAGGGGUUGGACUCUGCUACUGAUGAUACAUGUACUGUAACACAGUAUUACCUGCCACAUGAACAAGACAUAGUGGUCUUCCAUCAGCACUAUGCUAGUGAGGAGGGUGACAUGUCACCCAGCAGGAGAAAAAACAAAACCUGUGAAAGGGUGAAUGAGCUCCGUGUGAGCCAAAUGCAACCACCAGCAUGCUACUGGUGCUGUGGAGCAAGAAGGGUACAAUUUAACAGACUCAACCUGUUGUAUCUCCAGCCGUCUCACUUGUCCUGCUUCUGGACCCCAGAUAACUCAGGACAAAAGACUGAGACUGAGACACAGUGCAACCCUCCUUCACUUUCAUCCAAUUCACAUGCAAGUCAAAACACCACUUCCCCUUUCUUGUGGUGUUCUUGAUCAUUGUUGACAACAGUGGAUGAAAGAAAAGUAAACAACACACAAUAUAAACACAUAGAAAUUAUCUAAGCAAAGGAAAGCAACUUCUUUCUUCUGAGAAUAAUGACUGCAAAAUUAAUCACAGCCAAUGACCACCAUGGUAAUAGCCUGCUAAUAAGCUCCCAAGUGGAGUGGGGAAAAAAAGAAAUUGUUGAGCUAAGCAAGCUGAGCAGGGCCUGCAGGAGAAAAAAGAAGGAGUAGCCUGUAGACUUUGUUUUGAUGUGGCCUAUCCUCCCACUUGCAAUAACUGUAACACAUAUGUCAUUAACAUGUCAAUAUGGUAAUUAUACCUCCUCUCGAAUAAUAUUUUUUUGCUCGAAUGCAUCGGCUUCAAUGACGUUCAUACACACGUUGUUAUUAUUCAUCACUCACUUGUCAACAGUCAGUGACCUGACCAUGGGCAGCAUCAAAACAAAUUCUACAGGCUCCCCGGCCUUUUUUCUUCCCCAUUCCAUGCUCGGCUCACUUCUCUUGCUGAUUUUCUUUUUUGCCCCACUCCUCUUGGGAGCCCGUUCACAGGCUAUCAUGGCAAUCUCUCCCCUUUCACUAGUUUCUUCCUCACUGAUAAUAGAGUUGAACCGCAAACACCAGUGAUUAUAAUUUUAUUUCCUGAUCAUUUUGAUAUUAAUUUAUCAUUUUUGUUUUCUUCCGUUGUGGAACUCAGUUAUUGAGUAUAGUAAUAAUAUUAUAAGUCAAGACUUAAGUUAUUACAAAGUUAAAAAAUGGAAUUAUCUGCAAUAUUCAGGUCCUUGAUGCUUUGAAUGGCAAGCAAGGAGUUACUGAGUGUGCAUUUGUCCAGUCAGAUGUCUGUGGCACUGGUUACUUUGCACAACCUGUAGAGCUUGGGGUAGGUGAUUGGGCCUUUACAUGAUUGCUGUUUUUAAUUGCAUUCUGUUUCCAUCCUUUUUCUUUAGGGAGUGGGAGGGGGCGGGGUGGGCAUCUUAGGGGACAGGGCUACAGAAACAAGUGGGAGUGGGAGGGGGUGGAAUAAGUGGAUCAGGUUGCUACCCUCUUAGGAAGAGACGUACAGAAACAACAGAUGGCUUUCUCUUUGUAGGUUUCUGAUUUUUUUAUCCUGGCCUAUAUUUUGCUCUGUUUUGUUUUGUUUUGUCUUUUUUCACUGAAUAAUUUUACCAUUAUGCGGUGAACAGGGAGUUAUGAUUUGAUCAGUUAGAUUGAUAUAAUAGGCACUCAGGAUUGAUAGCAUUAUCUAGAAUUACUUUCUUUAACUAUCCGAUUUUGUUAUAAUAUCUGAUAUUCUUUUUGUAUCUGCUUUCAAAUAGCCAAAUGGUGUAAAGAAUGCCCUCGGUUAUGGAAAACUUUCUGCCUAUGAAGAAAAAAAGCUGGAAGAGGUACGUGGAAGCUGAUUGUCAGAGUGGUUUUCACUUGGAUAUUUUAAAGGGGCUAUGUGAUGCGAUAUGCUAUCUUUCAAAAUGCUGAAACUUCAGGUCUUCUUCAGGUCAAAUGAAUUCCAAAACUAAUGGUCCAGUUUUGUUAUUUAAGGCUAUAUUUAGGCACUGAAACUGUUUCCUGUCACCUGUAGAAACGGAUGGCAAGGAUGGACAUAGAUUGAGACUUGAAAAAGCUGGCUAACUUUUUCAAGUUUUAAUGCUAUGCCUGCAAAAUCACCAAAAAAUUAUUAUAGAUAUAGAGGAUAUUACAUGGCCGCGCGGAGAUACGAAAUUUCUCUUCGAGUGUUGAAAAAUAUUUCACGAGUGAGCACAGCGAACGAGUGAAAUAUUUUCAACACGAGAAGAGAAAUUUUGUAUCUCCAAGCGGCCAUGUAAUGUUCUAUUUAUUAUAUAGACACCAAUGAAAUACCAAACCAUUUCAAUGAAACAGUUUUUUCCUGCAAAAGGCGCGAUUUAUUAUGUAGCCAUAGCAACGGUGAUAUUUUCACAUGUGAAGAUAACAUGUUAUUUUCACAUGUGAAGAUAUGAAGUUUUCGCGCGAAAGCUCACGCGGUAUUUCAUUGGUGUUUAUAUAAUAAAUAGUGCUCUCUUAUGAAAUUUGUUUGAUGUUAUUUUCCUCAUAACUCAACAGGAGCAGUAAUGACUUUAGUACAGAAUUGACCUUAAACAGCUCUAACCUCUUCACAUGAACUCUUUAUAUGAAAAUCCUUUAUUUAAACCUUUCACUUUUAGUAUUCCUUUUGCUUUUUGCACUUUCGUUUUUGGGCAUAUGACAGUGCUAACAAUUAACACUUGCAAACUUGAAAAUGUGAUUGGUUUUUGUAAGUUGGGAGUAUAGUAAACAUUUGGGAGUGAUCAUUUUUCCAGUAACAAUGUGAGAAAGGAAAUGUAUGUUGUUAAAGAAUUUGUGGAAAAAAUGGCUUUGUAUAAAAAUUGAAUAAUACAAGAGAAAGUAGGCAGGCUUCAUGUCACCCAGUGGUCAUCCCUUUUGUGUAUAGAGGUGGCCAUCUUGUGGAGGUAGGGAUUGUGUGAAGUUUGGUACCGGAACUACUGUACGAAAUUAAGAGGCGUCUGUGUUAUGAACUUUCUUUAAGCCAGACAGGUUUGGGACCGUCUGAGAGAGUUGUCCAUUUUGUAUAAAGUCAAAGGAAUGGACAAAGGAAAGGGAGGGACCAACUGUAGGUUUCCGUUUUAGGCAUUUGUCCGGCUUGUAGAGUUGUCCAUGAAGAGGUAGUUGAAGAACAUUUAUAUUAUGCAGACCAUUCGUCAAAUGGUCGCCCACUACAGGUUAAAACGUACGGGAAAUUAUCAAAUCGUCAAUCCAAAAAGUGAUCGUGGUGGCUUGCUAUAGGUGGUCGUUUAUGAGAGGUUCAAACUACAGGCUUUUAACUAGGAAAAUGUUGGUGGGAGGUGUUAGCUUACGAGAGGUGGUCGCACAUGGAGAGGAAUGACUGUAUAUGGAUAUAAAAUCAGAUCAUGCAUCAUAUUCACGCGACAUUUCUCUUUCUCUGAUUUGCAGUUGAUACCUGAGCUGAAGAAGAACAUCAAAAAGGGUGAAGAGUUUGUUUUAGGAAAGUGAAUGACGUGUUUCUGCACAGCGUGAAGUUCGACUCGCUACAGCUAUUUUAGCUUAUUUCAAUAGUACCAUGUAAAUUAGUGGUAGUUUGAUUUAUCGAAGGAAUGUGCAAACUCAGAGUUACUUUUAAAACAAGUGUUUCUGUACGUUCAUUUGGUCUGUUUCGUCAUUUAAUUUUGGCUUUUAGGUUGACUUGUUUUAGUCACCAUAUAGAGUUUCAAAGAAGAAUAUUCAUCCUUGUCUCAGUCGAAGUGCUAUCGCUUUAAAUGUUCAGCUUUCAGUCCCUCUGCGCUGUCAACUUACCUCAGUUACCUGUCAACUUUGUACACAAAACUCAGUUUCGAUGAAACGCAUCGAUCCUCAGUUUCUGAAUAUUAUCCAACCACUCAAUUUUUCCUCCCUAUUCACCUUUACGUACGCAGACAAGAAGCAUAGCUACUAACUAUGCAGGUGGCGAC
Porites evermanni is the source of this 11178-nucleotide messenger RNA. NCBI's taxonomy places the organism in Eukaryota, Metazoa, Cnidaria, Anthozoa, Scleractinia, Poritidae. The record is from the annotation of a GenBank genome assembly.